Messenger RNA from Lutzomyia longipalpis, 4070 nucleotides. RefSeq names its product carnitine O-palmitoyltransferase 1, liver isoform (gene whd). Gene Ontology annotation, biological process: fatty acid metabolic process; carnitine metabolic process. Gene Ontology annotation, cellular component: mitochondrion. Bases 637 to 3069 code for a protein of 810 amino acids. The transcript has 11 exons. NCBI's taxonomy places the organism in Eukaryota, Metazoa, Arthropoda, Insecta, Diptera, Psychodidae. Gene Ontology annotation, molecular function: carnitine O-palmitoyltransferase activity. The record is from RefSeq and is a predicted model, not a curated record.
AUAACAAAAAGAAGGUUUAGUGGGAAAGCUCGCUCUUUGCAAGAUUGCUACGCGAUUUUUAUUUUAGUUGCACAUUUUAAUUUGAUCGUGUCGCGUGUGUUACGGAAAUUCGGGAAUUCAAGAAGACAAAAAGUCGACAAAAGAUUUUAUUCGCCCAUCUGUGUGAAUAUUUGUGAGAGAAAUUUUCCAGUGAAAAAGUGUUGAGAGGGGGAAAUAUCCCUGAAAAAAUUGCAAUUGGAGAGGAAUUUUCUGUGGGUGCUUUUCGUGGAAAUAUAAUUUCACAUUUUCCAACACUCAGGAGGCAUUUUUUAGUGCUAGAGAAAAACGUGAAAACUUUAGAGAAAAUUGGGUGAGCAACUGAGGAAGAACAACGAUUUGAAGAUUUUUAUUUUCCAAGCAUCGCAGUGGCGGAGAUUGAACUUUGUACUGUUGAUGGUGUGUGCGUGUAAAUUUGUUGCUUUUAUGUGGUGAGGCAGAGAGAAAAAAAAAGAGCACGGUGUAUUGUCAUUGAUUAGGUGACGCGUGGAAGGUGCUGGGCCAACAGGUGGGGAUACAAUUGAGUUGUGUUCGGUGGAGAAUUUGUGUGUGGUGUGCUUGCAACUCUCCUUCGGGGCAGUUUUACUAUAACAAUCUGCCAUGGCGGAAGCCCAUUCGGCCGUUGCCUUCUCCUUCUCCAUCACCCACGAGGGUUUUGACAUCAACUAUGACCAGGAGGUGCUAAAUCUCGUAUGGCAAUCUGGUGUGCGAUCGUGGAAGAAGAGAAUUGCAAGAUUUCGCAAUGGCUUGCGAAAUGGCAUUUAUCCAGCACAUUUGCAGAGUCUGUGGUUGGUAAUAGCAAUUGCCGUGGCUCUGCAUUUUUCUGGCAAACGUGUUCCAUUGAAUAUGGUUAAUAACAUUAUGCCAAUACUACCCGGUGAUUCGGCUGUCUGGCAAUUGGUUGCCUGUAGUCUCACGGGUCUUGUGUUUUGGCUCUCAAUUUGCUACACAAUGAGAUACUCUCUGAAACUCUUGCUUAUGUACAAAGGGUGGAUGUAUGAGGCACGCGGCAAAGGGAAAUCCGUCUCAAUACAGACAAAACUCUGGGCAGCAGUUGUAAAGGUGCUGUCGACGUGGAAUAAACCAGGUCUGUACAGCUUCCAAGGAUCCCUGCCGAGGUUGCCAUUGCCUUCGGUGCAUGACACCAUGACAAGGUACCUGAGAUCAGUUCGUCCCCUUCUCGAUGAUGACAACUACAACAGGAUGACGCAAUUGGCGAAGGAAUUUGAGAGUGGCAUUGGGAAGAAAUUGCAGUGGUAUUUGAUACUGAAGAGCUGGUGGUCCACGAACUAUGUGUCCGAUUGGUGGGAGGAGUAUGUGUACCUGCGUGGCCGAAGUGGUUUGAUGGUUAACAGCAAUUUCUACGGCAUUGAUGCCGUUUUUACGAAUUUAACAAGGAGUCAAGCUGCUCGUGCAGCCAAUAUCACGCAUCUUCUGCUCAAUUUUAGGCGUCGUGUUGAGCGUCAAGAACUCGAACCAAUCCUCGUGCAAGGACUCGUUCCACUCUGUUCGUGGCAGUACGAAAGGAUUUUCAACACAGUACGCGUUCCAGGUAUCGAGACAGACAAAAUUGUCCACUAUCAGGACUCAAAUCACAUUGUUGUCCUCCACAAGGGAUGCUACCACAAAGUUAUCAUCUACCACCGUGGAAGGCUCCUUAGGCCGUGUGAGAUUCAAAUACAAAUGGAGCAAAUCCUCAAGAGUGAUAGUACUCCAUCUCCUGGUGAGGAACUUUUGGCAUCUCUCACGGCUGGGGAUCGUACAAAGUGGGCUGAAGUGCGGCAAAGUCAGUUCUCAAAGGGCGUUAACAAGCAAUCGCUCUACAUUAUUGAGAGUGCUGCCUUUGUCGUGUCGUUGGAUGAUCAGGAUUAUGAGUUUGAUGAGAAGCAUCCUGAGAAGUUGGACAACUACGGAAGGACGUUGCUUCAUGGAAAUGGGCAUGAUCGGUGGUUCGAUAAGAGUUUCACCGUUUGCGUAGGAAGAAAUGGAAGGGUUGGGUUCAAUGCUGAGCAUACCUGGGCGGAUGCUGCUGUUUUGUCACACAUGUGGGAACAUUACAUUGUGGAGGAAAAAUUAGCAAAUCGGGCUGAUGCUCCUAUUAAAGGUCAUGUUUGGGAGUAUGUUGUGGCAACGGAAAUCAACACUGGAUAUGAUGAGAAAGGAAAUUGUUUGGGGACACCUGAGUUCCAACCACCAACCCCAACGAGAUUGGCGUGGGACUUAAAGAAUCCAGUGUGUUUAACAGCCAUCGAAGAAGCGCACGAAGCUGCGCAAUUAGUAUUAAAUGAUCUCGAUUUGAAGGUCCUCAUGCACAAUGCCUACGGGAAGGGAUUCAUGAAGACUUGCCGCGUAUCUCCGGAUGCAUACAUCCAGAUGGCCCUUCAGUUGGCCUAUUUCCGCGAUGCAGGACGCUUCAGUUUGACGUAUGAGGCCUCCAUGACGCGCCUAUUUCGCGAAGGUAGAACAGAAACUGUGCGUCCGUGCACAAUUGAAUCGGCGGCGUUUGUGCGUGCCAUCGAUAAGAAACCCCAUUGGAAUGUUGAGGAGUGCGUGAAGCUCAUGCAAACAGCAUGUUCACGGCAUCAGCUUGCCUAUCAGGAUGCAAUGUGUGGCAAAGGGAUUGAUCGACACCUGUUCUGCUUGUACGUUGUGUCCAAGUACUUGGAGGUGGAGUCGCCAUUCCUCAAGGAAGUUCUCAGUGAACCAUGGCGCCUGUCGACGAGUCAGACACCCCAUGGGCAGACAACGAUGUUUGAUUUCUCCAAGAAUCCCGAGUACAUCAGUGCUGGUGGUGGAUUUGGACCCGUAGCUGAUGAUGGUUACGGUGUUUCGUACAUUGUGGCUGGGGAGGAUUUAAUUUUCUUCCACAUUUCCGCAAAGAAGAAUUGCAACCUCACGGAUGCCAGUCGCUUUGCUGAUCGAAUUUCGCAAGCUCUCGCGGACAUCCGGACGCUCUUUGAGGAGUACAAACGGCUAACGAGCAACGGAACGAGUCACAAGAAGGCCUCAAAUGGCAUUGCAAAUCACAACUGAGCCAGGGAAGGUGUGCGCGCCUAAAGCAAAGCGACGGGACAAUCUUGCAAAAAAAAAAACCCAACAAAAGUGGACCUCUCUGGUCAGAGAGUCACAAAUCACGCAUCAUCUUUCUUUCACUUCAUCGGCCACCCUUAAUCGCCAUGUGAGCGUGGAUUAAAGCCAAUUUUAUUUAUUUAAAAACAAAUGAGAUAAAAAAAAUAUUUAAAUAAUGGAGAAUGAGGAAAAUGAUUUUAGGAGAUUUUAUUUAAAGAAAAAUUAAAUUUAUUAUAUUAAAACUUUAGAAAACUUUUUUUUUAUAAAAUGAAAAGAAAUUUUAUUGGUUGUUUAUUGCGGAUUUUUCUUUUGUUUAUUUUUUAGAAAAUGUUAUAUACUGAUUUUUUUUUUAAAUAAUAUUAUAUUUUCAAUUUAUUAAAAUGCUAUUUUAUAGAAGAAAAACAAAACAUUGAAGAAAGCUGGAGAAGUCUUUUUCUAAUCUGAAAUGACUGUGAAAGUUGAAGAUUUGGGAUGUUCUUCCCGUAGAAAAUCUUUUCACAGAAGAUAGAAAAAGUUGGCAAGAAAAAUUCUUGUCUCAUUCCAAAAAAAAGAAUUUUUAAAAUUAUCUUUGUACUGCGGAUUAAAACAGGACGAUCCAGGAGCUGUAUAUCAUCUCCAGUGUGGCUCCUGCUUAUCAUCUCCCAAAAGGGCACACAUUGAGAGUGUUCAGAAAGAUGAAAAUAUUACCUACAUUAAAAAAUAUUUUAUUAGAACGAACAAAAUUAGCUAAGAAAAGGAAAAAAAAAACUGUAAAUAUUUCAUUGUCAUUUUUGGUAGCGGACUUUGUUGUAAUUCAAUUUAUAGAGAGAGAAGUUAAAUGAAGUAAAAGAGAAGAAAAAACCUAACAUCCCUCUUACUAGUUUUAGGGCAGAUAUCAAUGCAAAACUCUAAUACUUGUUUUAAUUUUAACGGAAUGUGAUUGAAGCUAUUGCAAAAAUAUAAAAAAAAAUAUUUCAAGACAAAAA